Messenger RNA from Rotaria sp. Silwood2, 372 nucleotides. Lineage: Eukaryota; Metazoa; Rotifera; Eurotatoria; Philodinida; Philodinidae. The record is from the annotation of a GenBank genome assembly.
AUGGCUUCAACGGCAUCACCAUCAUCGAAUACGAAUGAGAAAUCAACGGUAUCGUCAUCAUCAAAUGCUAAUGCUUCAGCAGAAGUUUAUUCAUCAUAUACCGGUUUCAGUAUGAGGAAGAUUAAAGAAGAACAAUUAAAAGAUCGUGCAAUUCAAGAGACAAAGAAAAAUCUAUCUAGUAAUCAAGAUUACGAAAUUAUUAAUGAUAUUUUAUAUAAAUUAGUUCCACGUGGGAAAAGAAAAAUUAAACUUAUAUGGGUUCCAAAAACAAUGAUAAAUCAAUCAUUUAUGUCAGCUAAAUUUAUUUUACCUUAUUUACGUGAUAUUGAUGAUACAUCAACUGAUUGUGAACCAGAUCAACAACAAAAAUGA